CAGCAAUCGAGGAGCAAGAGCAGCGGAGCAUCUUGGAGCAAAUUCGCGCAGCACUCGUUGCCCAGAAACGCUCCUCGGACUGCCGCCUCGUCCCUCGAUCGCUGGUGAGCCGCCACUCGCCUAGAGAGCAGCUCUCCCUGCGCUAACUCAGCGCUGCUCAGAGACGCCAAUUUGCGCCGCCGCGGCGAGCGGGGCGCACAAAAGAAGAAAGAUGCUCGACGGCCGCGACUGGGACGCUAGAGAACAUGAACAAAUAGCACAAAGACAACGCGCGUUCCAGACCGGAGUAUUUUUGUGCAUGAUGCUCCUGAUGAUGGACGUCCGGGAUCCGCGGGCCGUGCAGGAGGAAGCUUUGAGGAGAGCGAGAGCCGAGGCGGAAGAAGCGGCUUUGCGGCGGCAGGCGGCGCCGACGUGGCUGGACAACGAGAUCGUCGGCGAGGGGUCGACGCAGAACGUCACCGGACUCUAUAGAGGAGGCUGGGUCUACAACACUCAUAACAGUUCUACGGGCCCCGGCGGCCACGAAGGGAGAGCUGCCUUACAGAUGGACAUGUUUAGGGUGGCUUCCAUUGAAAAAGUAAGUGUAGUGAGAGCAAUGGUCCAGCUGGCGGCCCCACCGGGCGCCGGUCGGAGCGGCGACGUCCUCGCGUCGGCGUUUGGCGUCUACUUCCACGGUUCGAGACGCGUGGCGCUGCUGGGGAACGUCGGCGAGCCCUCGGACGAUGGUGCGGACCCGGCGUCUUUGUUCAUUCGCGCCGCGGCGGCCUGGCGGGGGACACGCCAUCGACGCGACGUCUGCGCGACGGCGUGGAGUUGACGCGUAAGAUUGGUCGGCGCCGCCGCGAGAGAGAGCCGACUCGACGCUCCCGCAGGCGUCGACCUCCGGAAGCGCGCGAACGCGACCCAUGAUGACGAUGAUGACGAAGCAGAAGAGGAGGACCGGCCCUUUCUGAGGAGGAACCGGACGCACCGCCCCCACAAUCGCCUGAGGCGCCACUACGACGCACAGACGGGCCGCCGACUCAUUGCACGAUUGGCAAACAAGCACCCCUUCGUCAGAGCUCAUUUAGCUUCGAAUAGUGGUAGUGCGGCGGCGCUAUCCAAGACGCUGACCGACGUGACGUCGAGGCGCCUCGGGGAGAAGCAGCGGACGCGCCUAUCUACUAGAUCAUUACCGGACUCGCUCUUUGAGGGCGGUUCGUAUGAUUUGGUCGUGGCGCGCUUGUUGGGCAAGAAGGAGGACAAAGAUAGACCCAUGGAUGCAGCAGUUACAUCUACGGUAGUGGAAGAUACUGAAGAUAGAGCCAAGCUUAGGGUCGACCCCUCCAAAACUCUCAAAGGCUACGGUCAGACAUUGUGGAAGAACGGCGAAUGUGCGCUGGAGAUCGAUCUCGUAGCGUCGGACGACAAGAAAACGCGUAAAAGUGCACCAUCAAAGAACGCGCCCUACGUCACCGAAUUGAUCGGUUCCGUGCGAGCGCCGUCCUGCGGCUUCUCGCUCACAGUCAACGCCUCGGCAACGCGCGUCGACUGGCGCGCCGCCGAGGACCAGGCGUCGUGGUAUUCUUCAUUGAUGACGUUCGUUUGCGUGUGGCAGAUUUACGCGUUGUUCAAGCAAUUGCAUUUUUGUAGGACGCAGGCCGUGGCGCUGCGAGUUUCUCUCGUGUCGCUGGGCAUGCAGGCUUUGUGGGAUGCUGUCUUAUGUGUUGCGAAUUUGCUGCUCUGUGCGGCGGUGCCUCAAUUAUUUAGUACGUUCACGACUGUCGCGUUUUUGGAAUUGAUCGUGUUCUGCGUCAUUGAGAUGAGGUACUUGUUAUUAGUGUGGCAGGCCCACGACCCGCAGCGGAACUGGGACGCCGCGGGCUGGGUGCAGCUACGAAGAGAGUUGGCUACCGUCCACGCGCACUUCUACGUCGCUUUAGCUGUCGUACUUUUAGUUUUGUACGCUUCGAGGGACGAGCCUUCUCUCAUACUACUCGCGGCGUCGUCGUACUGGGUGCCCCAGAUCAUUCGGAACGUGAAAACGAACGCGAGGGAGCCGGUCUGCGACCAUUACCUGUAUGGCAUGGCCGUUUCUCGUUUAUUGUUACCGGCCUACCUACUCUUGGUGCAGGACGCUCUGCCUCGCGUCCUGAUGGUGCCGUCACCGUCAGCAAUCACACCUUCACAAAGAUUGAAAGUCUUCCUCUCGUUAGUUGUCUGGCAAGCAAUACAAGUUGGGCUACUCAAACUCCAACGUAUCAAGGGCGCUCGGUGUUUCGUGCCGGACUAUUUAGUACCGAAGCCCUACGACUAUCAACGAGAUCCAGCACAUAUUUUAAGGGCGGCGGGCGCCGACGGCCCCGAGUGCGCGAUAUGCAUGGGGCCCGUCAACGCCGUGACCGGCGAGUUCAUGGUGACGCCCUGCGACCACAUGUUCCACGAGAUUUGUUUGAGGCAGUGGAUGGACCUGAAGAUGGAGUGCCCGGUUUGUAGGGCCGCCUUGCCGCCGACGCCGAACGACGAUGAGGAGGGGGUGGGGGAGCCGGCGGACUCGGCCGUAUAAGUAGUUGACUUGUA
Pelagomonas calceolata is the source of this 2559-nucleotide messenger RNA. The record is from the annotation of a GenBank genome assembly. NCBI's taxonomy places the organism in Eukaryota, Pelagophyceae, Pelagomonadales, Pelagomonadaceae.